Messenger RNA from Rotaria sp. Silwood2, 248 nucleotides. The record is from the annotation of a GenBank genome assembly. NCBI's taxonomy places the organism in Eukaryota, Metazoa, Rotifera, Eurotatoria, Philodinida, Philodinidae.
AUGGGUGAAUCAGAAGAUAAUAACAAUUGGAAUCCCCGUCUGAUUGAAAACACUUGUGAUGAACCUGGAGCUGUUCUACAACCACUCGAAGACUAUCAAGAAUCAAUACUUGUUUCUCUCGAGGAAGCCAUUGAACCGAUAAAGUCGCCCUUUCGUAACUUGCCUCGGGACGUGUGGAUCGCUAAGAAUGCAUCGAAGGAACCAGCCGAUGAUCUUUCUCCAGAUGAAUCGGCUGCUAUUCAUCUUUA